AAAACCAUUUAGUGUACCACAAAACCAUUCAUGAAAGUGGACGUGUUUUUUCACCUCUGAUAGAAGACAAGUCAAACGCGAAAGAGCAUCACAUCAAACAGUAGUACAUUGACUCGGUUAAAUAACUCAAGUUAAUGCUUUGUAGCGAAAUAUUGGUGAUUUGAAAAACUAAGCAAAAUUAUAUAGCUCAAGUGACCAAUCAAAUCAGUAAAAUUAAAAGAAACAAAUAAUAUCCGAUCGAUAUUUAUUGAUUGUUUGACAAUAUUACGUCGUAAUUUUCUAGUUUUAUUCAAGUAACAAAUAAACUUGCAACGGAUAUUGAAUGAAAAAAAAAUUGAAUGAACUAAUCGAUGUGUGUAAAUUGUGGGCCGCUCGGAUUAGCUCAACGACAAUUGAAAUAGCCUUAGAUUACCCCUUCUUUGUAUACCAGAAAGGAGCUGCAAACAAGAUGAUCAAACUACUUUUAGCUGUUCUAGUCUUGUGCACUUUUUCUUCGUUCAUUGCAGCAGAAGAUGUCAAAACCCCCCCAAAAUCCGUAAAAAUUACUAUUGACGAUGCCCGCGACAAACGACAACUUAGUAAUUUUAAUGAGAAUCCCAAACGGACUAUACAAAGACGAAUUACUACAAACUAUUCACCCUACCCAGAUUCGUCGUCCUCAUCAUUGGGCUAUGUUAGUUCCCACAAUAGCGGCUAUGAAAAAGACUUUCCAUUAACAUAUCCAAAUGUUCAAAACUAUGGACCCACCUAUUCAAUACAGCCAAGCCAAUACGUUGGUGGCUAUCAGCAGCAACAGUAUGUGGAAGCACCUGAACCAAUAAUUGAAAUCAUCAUCAAAGAUAGUAACGAAACGCUUCCAACACCGGAGCCGGUCAAAUAUCAACCACCAAAAAAGAAAAAGGAGCAAGUGCAAGUAUUUUAUGUGAAGUACAAUAAAGACGAAAAGAAAGGUCUCAUUAUAGACGAUCCAAUUCCAGCACUAACGCCGACUCAUUUUAAUCAAGACGAAAGUCAAGAAGAGGAUGAAACAGAUGCAGCCCCAUAUGCUGCUCCAGCCACUGUUUCACCACCCGUAUAUUCUACAACACUGCGAACAAUUAUAAAGCCUGAUUCCGAAGUAUACCAUAGUAAUAGUGGCAUACAAGUUACAUUCAACACUGAGAGUAAACAUCAAACCGGUCAUGAGUUUCAGGAGCAUUACGAAGAGAGUGCACUCCAACCGAUAAUUAGUGAAUUACAUAGUCCCAGCAUAGAACACACACCUCAUGUGGCUCCUUCAUUUUCUCAGCGACUUCCGUUGCCACCAAAUCAUCAGCUGAACAAUGGAAAUGAUAGAGCACGUGCUUUUGAUAUCCCGGGUACACAUUCAUUGCCACCGCAAAAUGUCCAUCGAUUUGGACCGCCUACCCAAUUGAAUACGCCACAAUUCUUGAGACCAACAGCCGAUCAAGGACUUCUACUAAGCUAUACGCAAAAUCAAGCAAACCGCUUACUUCAAUCCCAAAAUUUUGACAACCGUUUCAAAAAUAUUCCAACACCCACAAACAGUCCACCUAAUCACCGAUUCUCUCCCGACGCACAUAUUUUGAACUUUGGUCCACCAUCAAAUUCAGUACCGAUAAAAUUCCGUACACAAUCAUCAAUAAACCAUCAACCAAAACCAAUACCAAUUCCAUUGCAUCAUGGCGAAAAAAGGCCACACGAAUCGCCGUCCGGUCAACAUCUGAAUCAUCAUCAACAUUACACAAAUUUCAAUCAAUUCCGUUUGAAACCUCAAGCAUAUUCAACGCAUCAAAGUGCCAAUCAAUUUCAACAAUCAUUUCCACAACCAAUCCGCGUAUCCAACCAACAAAAUACGGUUGAAUCAACCAAUCAUCGACUGGCACCGCAAUCAACAAAUCAACCCGUGGAUUCCAAUCGAAAUUCGAAUUUCGCAUCGCAAGAAAAUCUGCAAAAUAAAUUGAUCUUUCAGCAAAAAAGUGCUAUUCUGGGACAAACUGCUGCAAAUGGUAUUUUCAAUCAACAGAAUCAGCCUCUUUUUGCUGGAAACACUCAAGAAUUUAAUCGUCUUGUAUCUGGCGCUGAAUUGGUCGAAUCACUUCCCAAAUUUGAGCAACAUAUUACCGAAACUGUUCCUCUGAGCGAAAUCAACAAGCCUUUCAGUCCAUUUAGGCAACUAACUUCAAUACAAUCGAGUAGCGUGCACAUUGAUUCACCGCUGACACAUCAGCGGCCACAUCAUAUCCAAAAUCCUGGUCUCAUCCACCAGCAAGAACAACAGCCGAAGCACAUUCAAGAUGAAAAACUCUAUUUACAACAGUCAUUUGAAAACUCAAAACCAUUACAAUUGCAACAGCGUCAGCAUCAGCAUGCACAACAACAACAACUACAACAAACGCAACAACAAACACAACAGAAAACAAUCUACCACCAUGAAUCAACAAAUGCAAAUUCACUUUCACCACAAAUCGUAUUUCCAGUUAACUACCCCAACAAAAACUAUGAAUUGCAAGAUCAAAAAACGUACAAUGCAAUUUCAUCACCACUGUCAAAUCGGCCGGCACCCGUGUUUAACGAAAAAGUGAUUCCAGGAAAGGGAGUUUCGAACUUGGCAACUGAUGUAUUUGGGGAUUUGAGCCAAUCGAAUUACUAUAACGAAAAAGUGACGAACUCACAGGCUAGCAGUCGACAUCGUGUAGCACCAUCAUCCGAGCACCUGGACAGUAGCUUGUCAUCAUUAAAUAGUGUGAGCACAGAGCGCAAUUUCGUCACAAAUUAUGUGUCAUCGCCAUCAUCAACUACACGCAAGGUAACCCUUUCUCCUUCAUCAUUCGGACCAACAACGAUAACAUCAUCAUCAACAACAACAACAACAACGACAACAACAGUUAAACCAACGUCAAAAAAAGUUAAUUUACCGGAUGAGGUCCCAGAUGAUUUAAGACAACAACUCCUUUCAUCGGGAAUUUUGGAUAAUGCUGACAUAAGUGUUUUAGAUUACGACAAAGUCGGCGAUAUUCCAUUGGAGUCCCUUCCACCUGAACACUUGGCUAAUUUUUAUGGUGCGGGCGGUGCUGCUCAAAUCUCCAGUUCAAAUCGUGUUUUGAACAUAGUGAAACCGAACGGUGAUACUGUGACUGGACUACAAUAUACAGAUGAUGAAAAAAUCGAGGAGAAGAAAUCGAAAUUGUUACCAAAAAAACAUAAUGUAGACCUCAAAGUUGUGCGAUUUGAUUCGAGCAAUCAGAAAAGUAUUACAAACAAGUACAUAAAACCUGACUCAACUGUGCUACCGUCCGUUGACAUCAAUUCAAAUCAAGACUACAACAGGUACUUACCUGUAAAAGUGAAUGGUGAGCAAUUUCCAAUCCCUGACGUUGAAUCAUUGCGCAACAAAAAGAUUUCCAGUGUGGUCGUCUUGGCCCCAGUUGAUGGAUUAAGCUCAAGUGACAGUGUCGAUGAUGAAGAUGUCAUUGAAGAUGGUCGAUAUGAAAGAGACGUGGUCGAUUCGAAAGAAAUAAAAUUUUUAGCUGGUGAUUCAUUAAAAAACCUUUUACGUAAACCCACGAAGGAAAAUUUCAAACGUUGGCUAGAUAAAGAAGCUAAGACAGAUGUUGACAUGCAGAGCGUCGUUUUAUUAGUUGUGCGGUAAGUUUCUAAUAUAAAAUCAACUUAAUGACA
Sitodiplosis mosellana (orange wheat blossom midge) is the source of this 3681-nucleotide messenger RNA. RefSeq lists its product as uncharacterized. Lineage: Eukaryota; Metazoa; Arthropoda; Insecta; Diptera; Cecidomyiidae. The record is from RefSeq and is a predicted model, not a curated record. Bases 323 to 3652 code for a protein of 1109 amino acids. The transcript has 7 exons.